Gloeophyllum trabeum ATCC 11539 is the source of this 339-nucleotide messenger RNA. RefSeq lists its product as uncharacterized. Lineage: Eukaryota; Fungi; Basidiomycota; Agaricomycetes; Gloeophyllales; Gloeophyllaceae. The record is from RefSeq and is a predicted model, not a curated record. The transcript has a single exon. Gene Ontology annotation, molecular function: RNA-DNA hybrid ribonuclease activity; nucleic acid binding. The annotation marks the transcript as partial.
GACAACCCAGCCCUGAAGCUUACUAUCCGAUGGUCUCCUGGGCAUGAAAAGAUCCCCGGAAAUGAACAUGCAGACCAAGAGGCAAAACUCGCUGCAGAAGGUAAAGUCAGUCCUAACGACCAACUACCACAGGUUCUCUGCCAAGGCCCGCUACCGCACAGUGUCUCCGCGAUCAAGCAAGCCUACCGUGCCCAAACGAAACGCACGUGGCAGAUCGAAUGGGCGCGAUCCCCUCGCUAUGCCAAAACCGCAGCGAUUGACGCCAAACUCCCGUCGGCUUCAUACCUGGACCUCACGGAAAGCCUCACACGUCCUCAAGCUUCCCUCAUUAUGCAACUG